Messenger RNA from Manis pentadactyla (Chinese pangolin), 5365 nucleotides. RefSeq lists its product as uncharacterized. Bases 1 to 681 code for a protein of 226 amino acids. Lineage: Eukaryota; Metazoa; Chordata; Mammalia; Pholidota; Manidae. The transcript is spliced from 5 exons. The record is from RefSeq and is a predicted model, not a curated record.
AUGUCUUCGCUGUCCCGCUGUGGCAGAAUUCAGAGUUUUUCUAACAAGCUCAUCGACCUGCGCUACCCACCGCCGGCUGAGGAGGGCGCUGUGGCCCCCGGAAUCCUGUCGGCCGGGGCGGGGAUGAUAGCACCGUGGGCGGUGCCGCAUGCGCAGCAGCAGGAGGCGAGGGGCUGCGGCGUGAAGUCUUCCCGUCGGAAAUCCAGUUCUCGCCGAGGGCGCCGGCCCGGCGGCUCUGUCGCUCUUGGCGUUGCGUGGGCGGCACCUUGGGGCGCAGAGGAGCCAACGGCAUCAUGCCCGCCACCACUAGGGCCAGAGACGCGUCUUCUCUGGACGGCCCUCCGGCAAAAGGAGAAAGGUGGAGGCCACGUCCCCAAAAGGUGGAAAGACUGUAUCCCAGUUUUACAGCACAUACCAGGGACUCGUUUCAUCGCUGUCAAAGUUCCUUUGAAAAAGGGAUUUUGGAUUGAAAAAGGUUCUUCUGCCUUUUCAUUAGUCCUAGAGCAAUGGGAGAGGUUGCAGAUUGCUGUUGUCAAUCACAGAAGUGAAGAAAUGGAAGAGAGCCACCAUUGUUUCAACUCCUACCAGCUAGAGUGGCUUCCAAAGUAUUUAAAAGGACAGCACAUGGUUUUGUUCUUUUCUUUUUUUCCUUUUUCCUCCUUUUGGAGGUCAGACAUUUAAGGAUUAGGAUAUUCAAUAUCAACUGUGGCAUAUGAGGGAAUUUAUAAAGUCACUGUAUCUGUCCAGAGAAAGAUGCAGGCUCUCACCUCAGGCUGAGUUCUGGCAGAGACACCAUACGGCAAAGCCCUACUUCCCAGUAUCGUCACCCAGUAUCCCUCCCACAUUUUACCAGAGUUGAUCUAUACCAUAUUAUAUGGCAAAAAUGAGGCAUACAAACUCCCAUUUUAGGUUAUUAAAGACACUGUGGUUUCCUUCUCGGGUGCAUUCUCUUCAUCACUUGUCUUACUUGCGAGAAUCCGUGUGAUGAGCAUCCCUACAGAGGCGCACAUAGCAAGGAACUGAAAGCUUCCUAUUAACAGUCAUGGGAAAGAGCUUGGAAUUGAAUCUUCCAGCCUCAGGCAAGUCUUCAGAGGCUGCAGCCCUAGUAGACAGCUUGAGUGCAAUUUCAUGGGGGAUAUUGAGCCAUAACUGCCUACCUAAACUGCUCCCGGAUUAAUGUAAUUUUCUUACAGUGACAAAUCAGAUUAGUGGUUUCCUGAAGACGGUUUGGGAAGGAAGGAGGGCACAAGAAAGCCUUUACAAAGGGUACAAGAAAACCUUUAAUUUCAUAGGUAUAAAUGUAUAACUUCUCCAUGUUAAAUAUGUAUAAAUUUCAAAAAGGCCUUUUUAAAAAAAAGUUAAUGGAUACUUUUGAAACUCAUCAUUCCCUAAUUAUUUUACCCUAUUUUACUAUUAUCUAUGCUUUACCAGUUAUUUACAUCUAUUGUAUCUGUAUGGUGGAAAUAGAAUGCAGUGGUGUGCUUUCUGCACAUCUUUUCCCAACUUCACAUUCAGAGACAUUAUAUUGUAGCUUGAAAUUGGAUUCGUGGUAAACACUACAACUCAGAGCUUGAUUUAUCAUUUCAUUGGUUAUGAAGAUUUUAGAACACAGAGAGUGUGUUAAUAGUUCAGAUUAAACUUAAAAGUGUAUUGACUCGGCAGUUUUCCAUUGCAAACAGCACAAAAUUUUGAAGCAAUACCAUUAAACAGAUAAAUUAAUGACAUCAUUAAUGAAUGACUGAUAUUCCAACAAAUUUCUUUGCUGUUUCAUUGUAUUCUUGAAAAUGAAAAUAGAAACAUCAACCAACAUUUAUUUUAACAAUUGACAAAAGAUAUGAAUGGAUAUUUCACCAAAGAAGAUAUAUGAGAGGCAAAUAAACAUAAAGAAUGCUCAAAAGCAUGCAUCAUUAGUAGAAUGCAAGGUAAAACCACAACAAGAUUCUAUUAUUACACACCUAAUAGAAUGCAAACAUUAAAAAUACUGAUCAUAGCAGUUGUUGGCAAGUAUUUGGAAGGACUGUAAUUCUUAAUUCACUGCUGGGAAGAAGAUAAUAUGGUAUAGUAACUUUAGAACACAAUUUGGCAGUUUCCAAAUAUUUUAAAUAUUCACCUAUCUUGUGACAAAAGCAUUGCACUCCUAGAUAUUAAAACAAGAGAAAUGAAAGCAUAGGCCCAUAUGAAAACAUGUACAUUCAUGGUAAUAGUAGCUUACUUUGUAAUAGCCAGAAAUCCAUGUCUUAACAAAAGGGUUAAAAAGCUGUGGUGUACCUGAGUAAGAAUUCUAGGAAGAUAGUAGAGUAGAAAGCACGAGGAAUUUGUCUCCUCACCUAGACAACAAUUUUACUGGCAAAAUGUAUCUAAUAUAACUAUUUUGGAACUCUGGGGUCUAUUCAAAGGCUUACAACUUCUAGAAGAAAGCUUAGACAGUAAAUUGCAGUUAAUUUUGGACAACUUCAGCCUUCAGCACUGUGGCAACUCCCAUCUUCCAGCCCCUUGCCCUGUGGUAAGCAGCAGUAUGUGUGUCCCUGAAACAGACCGCGGGAGCCUGAGUGGAACCUUGCUUUCCAAAUAUUGAGGACCUAUGCUCUGAUAUGUUUGCUGCUUCUGAUUGCAGAGGUGAAGACACAAAAGUGGGCAGCCAUUUGUGCAACACUCAACCUAUUGUUGCAACCCUCUCCUCUCCAGCUGAAGCAACUUUUAGGGGAUUUAAGGCACUAGUACAUUUUCCUCCUCCAUUUUUCUCUCUUUGAGAGCCAGAUAUUUAGGACUAAGAUAUCCAAAGCAACUACAUAUACAAAGGAAUUUAGAAAGUCAUUGCACAUGGAAAGGCACAGGAUCAGAAUGCAUGAGAAGACCUUAAUUUUUUACCUCAGGCUGAUCCCUAGCAGAGACAGCCUAUAACAAAAAAUUCUUUUAAAUAAAUAAAAAUGGAAAACCCUGAGGAAGGUAAAGUAUGUGAUUUUCAGAGUUCCCACAUUAUUAGAUUCAAAUGUCCAGUGAUUAACAGAAAAAAUCACAGGGCAUACAAAGAACGGGAAAGCAUGGCCCAUUCAAAGGGGAAAAAAAUCAGAAACUAUCCCUUAAAAAAACCUGAUGGCAGAUCUACCAGACAAAUUACCUUUGUUCACAGAUGAUACAAUCUUUUAUAUGUAGAAAACUCUCAGGACACCACAAAAUUAGUUAGAAUAAAUGAAUUCAACAAAGGAUGCAAAACCAACACAGAAAAAUCAGAUGCAUUUCUAUACACUAAUAAUGAACAAUCUGAGUCGGAAAUAAUGAAAAAAAAUCCUUUUAUAAUAGCAUCAAUAAGAAUAAAAUACUUAGGAAUUAACUUAACCAAGGUGAAAACUUGUGCUAUAAAAGCUACAAAGCAUUGCUAAAAGAAAAAAGACAUAAAUAAAUGGAAACAUAUCCCAUGUUCAUGGAUUGAAUAACUGAAUAUUGUUAAGAUGUCACUACUAUGCAAAGCAACCUAGAGAUUUCAUGCAAACCCUAUCAAAAUCCCAAUGACUUUAUUUUUUUUUUGCAGAAACAGAAAAAAAUCUAAAAUUCAAAUGGAUUCAAUAGCUAAAACAAUUCUGAAAAAGAUCAUUGUUGGAUGACUCACAUUUCCCAAUUUCAGAACUUACUACAAAGCUACAUUAAUGAAAACAUGUAAACACAGACAUAAAGACCAAUGUAAUAUAGCCCAGAAGUAAACAUCCACAUAUGUGGUCAAAUGACUUUUGACAAGGGUGCUAAGAUCAAUGGGAAAACUGUAUAUCCAUGUACAAAAGAGUGAUGUUGGACCCUUACCAAAAUAUACAAAAGUUAUAUUUUUGUAUAUACAAAAGUUAACUCAAAAUGGAUCAAAGACUUACAUGCAAGACCUAAAACUAUAAAACUCUUAGAAGAAAACAUAAGACAAAAAAACACAAUCACAUUGGAUUUGGCAAAGAUUUCUUGCAUAUGACACCAAAGGCACAGAAAACAACAAAACAAUAGACAAACGACCUCAUGAAGAUUAAAAACUUUUGUGCAUCAAAUGACAUCAACAAAGGAAAAAGGCAACCCACAGAAUGGGAGAGAAUACCCUCAAAUCACAUCUGUUAAGGGAUUAAUAACCAGAAUUAUAAUAUAGAGAACUAGAACUCAACAACAACAAAAGUAACCCAAUUCAGUAAUGGGCAUUUCUCUAAAGAUGAUAUACAAAUGACCAAUAAGCACAUAGAAACAAUGAUCAUCAUCAUGAAUCAUUAGGCAAAUGCAAAUCAAAAUCACAAUGAGAUACCAUUUCACACCAUCAGAAUAGAUACUGUCCUAAAAACCAGAAAAACAAGUGUUGAUGAGAGUGUAGAAAAAUUAGAACCCUUCUAUACUGUUGGUGGGAAUGUAAAACUAUAUAGCUAUUACAGAAAACAGUAUGGAGGCUCUUCAAAAAACUAAAAAUGUAAUUUCCAUGAUGAAGUAAUUCCACUUAAAGGUAUACACCCAAAAGAAUAGAAAGUAGAGUCUUAAAGAAACAGUUGUACACCCGUGUUCAUAGCAGCAUUAUUCACAAUAGCCAAAAGGCCUAAGUAAAUCAAGUAUCCAUUAAUGGAUAAAUGGAUAAACAAAAUACAGCAUAUACAGACAGUGGCAUAUUAUUAUUCGGCUUUGAAAAGGAAGGAAAUUCUGAAGCAUGCUUCAACACAGAUGAAACUUGACAUUAUUCAAAGUGAAAUAAGCCAAUCACAAAAAGACAAAUAUCAUAUGACAUCAUUUAUAUGAAGUACAUAGUCAAAUUAAUAGAAACAAAGUAGAAUGGUGGCUUUGGAAGGCUUGAGGGAGGGGGGAAUUGGGAGUUAUUUUUUAAUGGGUGUGGUUUCAAUUUUGUAAAAUGAAAAGAGCUCUAAUAUGAAUGGUGGUGAUGGUUACACAACAUGAAUGUACUUAAUACCACUGACCUGAACACUUAACGAUGGCUAAGAGGUAUGUUCUAUGUGUAUUUUCCUGGCUUUUCUUUUUAAUUUAAAAAAUAAACCAUAAAAAAAUGUGAUGGAUUCAUUCAUGAGAACUACUCAGCAGUAGAAGGAACAAGCUAUUCAUGCAUACAGCAUGGAUGAUUCUCAAAUAUGCUGUAUGAAAGAAAGUAGACCAAAAAUAGAUUAUAAAUAUUGUAUGAUUCCAAUUGUAUAAAAUUGUAGGGAAGGGAAACAAAUCUAUAGUAAAAAAAAUAUAAGAGAAGGAAAGGAGGGAUAGCAAAGGGGCAAGAGGUAGCUUUGUAGGUGAAUAGGUUCAUUAUGGUGUCUAUUCCCUGAGUGCGUACAUAUUUUAAAACUUGUCAAAUUGUAUACAUCAAAUAUGUACAAUUAUUGCAUGACAAUAAAACAUUAAAAGAACUUGU